AUGAACGGCCACGCAACUGCACUGUCAGAGUCGUGCUUCGACGUGAUUAUCGUUGGUGCAGGUAUUUCGGGCAUCAACGCCGCCUAUCGCAUCCAAGAGCAGCUGCCUAACUUCAGCUAUGCGAUCCUCGAAGCUCGCGAGGACCUGGGUGGUACUUGGGACUUGUUCCGCUACCCUGGCAUCCGCUCAGACUCGGAUCUGUUUACCUUCGGCUUCGCCUUCAAUCCUUGGAACCACUCCAACCCCAUCGCAGAGGGCUCCGCGAUCAAGCAAUACAUGCACGACACCGCCCGGAAGUAUGGUAUUGAGGAGCACAUCCUAUUCCGUCACCGUCUGUCGUCUGCCGGCUGGUCUACAACCGAUAAUACCUGGUCACUGUCCGUCGAUGCGGACGGUUUACCCAAGACCAUGACCGCGCGCUUCGUGAUCUUCGGCACCGGCUACUACGACUACAAGCAGCCCCUGCAGGCUAAGAUCCCCGAUCUGGACAACUUCCAGGGGCAAGUGAUCCACCCGCAAUUCUGGCCCGAGGACCUCGACUAUAAGAACAAGAAGGUCGUAAUCAUCGGCAGUGGCGCCACCGCGAUCACUCUCCUGCCCAAUCUGGCCGACGAGGCGGCGCGUGUGACAAUGCUGCAGCGUAGUCCGACGUAUAUAAGGUCGAUUCCCAACCGAAGCAGCAACGGCAGGCUAUCCUACCUGCUGCCAUCGGGCAUCUACCACAGACUACAACGCGAGAUCUGGAUCCUAAGAACGCGACUCUUCUUCCUCUUCUGCCAACACUUCCCCUCUUUGGCGACAUGGAUGCUGAAGCGAGCCGUGAAACAGGAACUCCCCGGCCACAUCGCCUACGACCCACAUUUCAAGCCCUAUUACAACCCCUGGGACCAGCGAAUGUGCGUCUGCCCAGAUGGCGACUUCUUUACCAGCCUGCGCCUUGGCAAGGCUGACGUCCGCACCGACACCAUUAAAACCGUGACCGCGAAGGGCAUCACCCUCAACGCGGGUGAGACGCUCGACGCGGACAUCAUCGUCACCGCGACAGGACUCAAGCUGCAGAUCGCCGGUGGCGCCGCGUUAAGCGUGGAUGGGCAGAAGAUCGACAUCAGCUCGAAGUACCUGUGGAACGGAGUCAUGCUGCAGGAUCUUCCCAACGCCGCCUUCGUGAUCGGAUACACCAACGCUUCGUGGACACUGGGUGCCGACGCCACCGCACAAUGCAUCACCCGCAUUCUCAAGACACUCGAGUCGCGCAAGCUCGUCGCUGCCAUCCCGCGCGUGGACCCCCAGCUGAACCUCCAGGAGCUUCCGCUGCUGAAGCUCACCUCGACAUACCUCAACGCCGGUCCCCGUGUUCUGCCUCGCGCGGCGGAUCGGGGUCCUUGGCAGCCGCGGGAUCACUAUGGCAAGGAUAUUCGCUUCGCGAAGAAGGGGAACAUUGACGAUGGGCUGGAGUUUGUGCAGGGCCCCAGUCUGCAUUUGCGAAAGAACGUGGCUUGA
Aspergillus puulaauensis is the source of this 1500-nucleotide messenger RNA. Its product is annotated as flavin-containing monooxygenase. Gene Ontology annotation, molecular function: flavin adenine dinucleotide binding; NADP binding; N,N-dimethylaniline monooxygenase activity. The record is from RefSeq and is a predicted model, not a curated record. NCBI's taxonomy places the organism in Eukaryota, Fungi, Ascomycota, Eurotiomycetes, Eurotiales, Aspergillaceae. Bases 1 to 1500 code for a protein of 499 amino acids. The transcript has a single exon.